Papaver somniferum (opium poppy) is the source of this 1560-nucleotide messenger RNA. RefSeq lists its product as uncharacterized. Lineage: Eukaryota; Viridiplantae; Streptophyta; Magnoliopsida; Ranunculales; Papaveraceae. The record is from RefSeq and is a predicted model, not a curated record. The transcript has 2 exons. Bases 1 to 1560 code for a protein of 519 amino acids.
AUGCGUUCUUAUGUGAGAGCUAAAUAUGGAAUCUAUUUGAAUACCUCUAGUGAUAGUGAUGAAGAAGAGAAAGCUUCGCUAAUGUUUACACAACUAUAUUUGGAUGAACGAUUACGUAUUAUUAGACAACCUAUACCAAAGGAGGUACAAACACGUAGUGUAAUAACGCGUGAUCGGGUGUGGCAUGAUGCCAAAAUGAUGAAUGAUUAUUUUACAGCUGGAAUCGGUUAUACAUCUAGACAAUUCAAACAACGUCUAGGCAUGAGUGAAGACUUAUUCGAGAAAUUGUUAGGAAAAUUGCUUGAAGUGGACCCGGAAUGGCAUCAAUGUCCGGAUGCAACCGAUACUAUGGGGCAUUCUCCGCAUAUGAAAUUAGUUGUGGUGAUGAAAUGUUUAUGCAAUAGUACGCCAGCUGAUAGUGUUGAUGAUUACACUCGUAUGGGUGCUUCCACAAUAUACAAGUAUCUAAAAAGAUUUUGCCACACCGUUUGCACGACUUUUGGAGCAAGAUAUUUGUGUGAACCCACUCCUGAAGAUGUUCAGAGGUUGCUAGUUGAGAAUGCCGACCGAGGUUUUCCUGGAAUGCUUGGUAGUGUUGAUUGUAUGCAAUGGCCAUGGAAGAAUUGUCCGGUAGCUUGGCAAGGAACUUACCGGGGUAAAGAUAAAGAGAGUAGUUUGGUAUUAGAGGCGGUGGCAUCAUAUGAUUUGUGGUUUUGGCAUGCCUUUUUUGGAAUGCCUGGAUCAAACAACGAUUUGAAUGUGUUGGCACACUCACCCCUUUUUGAUAACAUGCUAAAGGGUGUAUCACCUCCAUGCAAUUAUGUCAUCAACGGUCACCAAUACAAUAUGGGUUACUUCUUAGCCGAUGGUAUCUAUCCAAAGUUGAAUACAAUUGUACAUGCUUUUUCUCAGACAUUGGACAGUCCCUACUUUGUUAAGUUUAACAAGUAUCAAAUGGAUAAAAGAAAGGAUGUUGAGCGUGCUUUUGGAGUGCUUCAGGGUAAAUUCAGAAUUGUCGGAUCUCUCUGUAAGUAUUGGCACCAAUCUGACUUGAAUCUAAUUAUGAAAUGUUGUCUUAUUUUACACAACAUCAUUAUCGAGCAUGAGCGUCGGAAUAGGGAUUUGGGCAGGGUUGUUCCUGUUCCACUUCCGGAACCUACUGUUAAUGGUCGUGUAUUUAUGUCAUCUCUGAAAAACCUAGAACUGCAUCUACAACUAAGAAAUGAUCUUGUCAAGCACAUUGCUGCGCGUCCUGACUUAGACGAAGAAGUAGUCCCAGGUCAAACCAAGGAUGGAGCAUUUGAUUAUUAUGGGGAUUAUAAUGAUCAAGUUCCAGAUGACUUUGAACAUGCUGUUGAACAUGUCUAUGGAGACGGUCAUGUGGGAGACGAAUAUGGACAUGAUGGAGAUGAAGAUGAUGAUUCUGGCGAUGAUGAGGAUUAUGACGAUGAUGAGGACGAUGAGAAUUCGGAGGACGAUGAUGAUGAGGAUUCUGACGGUGACGAUGAGGCUGCGUACGAUGAUGUGGGUAUGUAUGAUGAGGAUGAUGUUGAGGCAUAA